GCUUUUGAUGGCCGCGGCCCGUGUUAUUUAUGCACCUCCGUGCACCGCGUGCGCUGUUAGCGGGAGAAGAAGAAGAAGAAGAAGAAGAGCGCUCCUCCACCGCCGGUGGUGGAAGAAAGAAGAUGAUGUCGAGCGGUGGCUACACCUCCAUCGACAACCAGAAGGUCUCCGGAUCCGUGCCGGCCGUCUCCGGUACGGAUCACGUCACCGUCAAAUUCGCAGAUUCCAGUCUCCAGACGUUUCCGCCUGCUGAGGCCCAGGGCAAGAUCUCCGCCGUCUUCCGCCCCCCUUCCGAUGCCGACGGAUUUGGUUUCUUGAUAGAUACGUUCUCGAAGCCGGCACGGGGGAGCUCCGAUGAGUCGCAAAAGACGGAGUGGAUGCACAAGUUCACGGUGGGAGCUUACAAGCCGUACUUCGAUGUCGAUACGUCGGAUGUCUUAGAGAGGAUCAGAGACUCCCUCUUCCCUUUCAAAGGGAGUUUUACUGAGAAAACUGUUGACAAUCCGGACUUGUAUGGUCCAUUCUGGAUAUGCACCACUUUGAUAUUUGUAGCAGCGGCUAUUGGCACAUUUGUUACGUACCUGGCACACAAGUUGCGGAACAAAGAGUGGAACUAUGACAUUAACUUGGUUACAUGGUCUGCUGGUUUGUUUUAUGGCUAUGUUACCUUUGUUCCUCUUGGUCUGUACAUCAUUCUAAAGUACUUCUCAGCACCAUCUGGGCUUGUUCAACUGUGGUGUCUAUAUGGAUACUCUCUAUUCGUAUUCAUUCCUGCCUUGUGCCUCUCUAUUGUACCGGUAGAGAUCUUCAGAUGGGUGAUUGUUGGUGUUGCGGGGUUCAUGUCGGCAACUUUUGUUGCUCUUAAUCUCCGUACCCACAUUAAAUCAGCUGGCGAGAGAUGGUUUUUCAUUGUGGCUGGAAUAUUUUUGUUGCAAUUGGCCCUUGCUGUCAUACUGAAGCUCUACGUUUUUACAGUAACUGUAGGAGCAGAGUAGGGUUAGAUUCAUGAUAUUAUACAUACAGUAUUGAAAGAGAUCCAAAGAAGCGAGGAAUUCUUUUUUUUUCUUCUCCCUUUUUGCCCUGGUUGUAUUUUGUGUAUUAGUUCAAGCACACAGAACAUGCUUCUGCAAUCCAUUCGAAUUCUUUCAUCUCUACAUUUUAGUAACUUUGUCAGCUGGCCCUCGCUAGGCUGUCUUGUAUUAUAAGUGCACUACUCAUCUUGGAGGCAAAACGGUUACUCUUUUCUUGUUAA
This is a messenger RNA of Phoenix dactylifera (date palm), 1252 nucleotides long. RefSeq lists its product as uncharacterized. Gene Ontology annotation, biological process: vesicle-mediated transport. Gene Ontology annotation, cellular component: membrane; Golgi apparatus. NCBI's taxonomy places the organism in Eukaryota, Viridiplantae, Streptophyta, Magnoliopsida, Arecales, Arecaceae. Gene Ontology annotation, molecular function: small GTPase binding. The record is from RefSeq and is a predicted model, not a curated record.